Molecule: messenger RNA, 660 nt
Organism: Camelus dromedarius (Arabian camel)
Lineage: Eukaryota; Metazoa; Chordata; Mammalia; Artiodactyla; Camelidae
Gene: FGF19
Product: fibroblast growth factor 19
Exons: 3
Coding region: 1-660 (219 amino acids)
Biological process (GO): positive regulation of cell population proliferation; animal organ morphogenesis; regulation of cell migration
Cellular component (GO): extracellular region; cytoplasm
Molecular function (GO): fibroblast growth factor receptor binding; growth factor activity
Source: RefSeq, a predicted model, not a curated record
AUGCGGAGCCCUCCGAGCCGGUGCGCCGUGGCUCGCGCCCUGGUCCUGGCCGGCCUCUGGCUGGCCGCAGCCGGGCGCCCCCUAGCCUUCUCGGAUGCUGGGCCGCACGUGCACUACGGCUGGGGCGAAUCCGUCCGCCUCCGGCACCUGUACACCUCCGGUCCCAACGGCCUCUUCAGCUGCUUCCUGCGCAUCCACUCAGACGGCGCCGUGGACUGCGCCCGGGGCCAGAGCGCGCACAGUUUGAUGGAGAUCAGGGCAGUCGCUCUGCGUACCGUGGCCAUCAAGGGCGACCGCAGCGUCCGGUACCUCUGCAUGGACGCCGACGGCAAGAUGGAAGGGCUGACUGAGUACUCGGCCGAGGAUUGUGCUUUCGAGGAGGAGAUGCGCCCUGAUGGCUACAACGUGUACUGGUCCAAGAAACACCAUCUCCCUGUCUCUCUGAGCAGUUCCAGGCAGAGGCAGCUGUACAAGGGCAAGGGCUUUCUGCCCCUGUCCCACUUCCUGCCCAUGCUCUCCAGCAUCCCAGCAGAGCCCGAGGAACUCCAGGACCACCUGGAGCCCAAUUUGUUUCCGUUGCCCCUGGAAACAGAUAGCAUGGACCCCUUUGGGAUCGCCACCAAACUGGGAGUGGUGAAGAGUCCCAGCUUCCACGAAUAA